AUGGAGGCAGCUAUCAGAGUUGUGAGAUAUGUCAAACAAGAGCCUGGUCUUGGUAUUUUCCUGUCUACGGCUGGUUCUGAUAAGUUGACAGCAUAUUGUGAUGCUGAUUGGGUCUCUUGUCCCAACACAAGGAGGUUUGUCACUGGUUAUAGUGUGAAGUUUGGUGACUCCCUGAUUUCAUGGAACUCCAAGAAACAGACAACUAUUUCUCAUAGCUCUGCUGAAGCAGACAAGUCUACCAUUCAAAUAGCUGCUAAUCUUGGUUUCCAUGAGUGUACUAAACAUAUCGACAUUAAUUAUCACUUUAUUCGGGAGAAGGUGCAGCAAGGUUUGGUGUCUACUCUUUACCUUUCCUCUGCUGAGCAACAAGCUGAUAUGCUUACUAAAGGUCUCACUAAGGCGCAACAUUCUUACUUGGUGUCCAAUCUAGGAAUGAAAUCUUCAUUUCUCCUAGCUUGA
Molecule: messenger RNA, 459 nt
Organism: Nicotiana attenuata
Lineage: Eukaryota; Viridiplantae; Streptophyta; Magnoliopsida; Solanales; Solanaceae
Exons: 2
Coding region: 1-459 (152 amino acids)
Source: RefSeq, a predicted model, not a curated record